Marmota flaviventris (yellow-bellied marmot) is the source of this 1583-nucleotide messenger RNA. RefSeq names its product cholinergic receptor nicotinic alpha 1 subunit (gene Chrna1). Gene Ontology annotation, biological process: monoatomic ion transmembrane transport. Gene Ontology annotation, cellular component: postsynaptic membrane. Lineage: Eukaryota; Metazoa; Chordata; Mammalia; Rodentia; Sciuridae. Gene Ontology annotation, molecular function: transmembrane signaling receptor activity; acetylcholine-gated monoatomic cation-selective channel activity. The record is from RefSeq and is a predicted model, not a curated record.
AGCCAAGUGUCCAGCCAGAGUGUGCCAGGGAGGAGCACAGACCACCACGCUGCUCCCAGUCCACAGCAGAACUGACAGCCCAUGGAGCCUCGGCCUCUCCUCCUGUUCCUUGGCCUCUGCUCAGCUGGUCUUGUCCUGGGCUCCGAACAUGAGACCCGUCUGUUGGCAAUGCUAUUUAAAAACUAUAGCAGCGUGGUCCGGCCAGUGGAGGACCACCACCAGGCUGUGGAGGUCACCGUGGGCCUGCAGCUGAUACAGCUCAUCAAUGUGGAUGAAGUAAAUCAGAUUGUGACAACCAAUGUUCGUCUGAAGCAGCAAUGGGUGGAUUACAACCUAAAAUGGAAUCCAGAUGACUAUGGCGGUGUGAAAAAAAUUCACAUUCCCUCUGAAAAGAUCUGGCGGCCGGACUUUGUUCUCUAUAACAAUGCAGAUGGCGACUUUGCUAUUGUCAAGUUCACAAAAGUGCUCCUGGACUACACGGGCCACAUCACAUGGACACCUCCAGCCAUCUUCAAAAGCUACUGUGAGAUCAUUGUCACUCACUUUCCCUUUGAUGAGCAGAACUGCAGCAUGAAGCUGGGCACCUGGACCUAUGAUGGCUCUGUGGUGGUAAUCAACCCGGAAAGUGACCAGCCAGACCUGAGCAACUUCAUGGAGAGCGGGGAAUGGGUGAUCAAGGAGGCCCGGGGCUGGAAGCACUGGGUAUUCUAUACCUGCUGCCCCAGCACCCCCUACCUGGACAUCACCUACCACUUCGUCAUGCAGCGCCUGCCUCUUUACUUCAUCGUCAACGUCAUCAUCCCCUGCCUGCUCUUCUCUUUCUUAACCAGCCUGGUGUUCUACCUGCCCACAGACUCAGGAGAGAAAAUGACGCUGAGCAUCUCUGUCUUACUGUCCUUGACUGUGUUCCUUCUGGUCAUUGUGGAGCUGAUCCCUUCCACCUCCAGUGCCGUGCCCUUGAUUGGAAAAUACAUGUUGUUCACCAUGGUGUUCGUCAUCGCAUCCAUCAUUAUCACCGUCAUUGUCAUCAACACACACCACCGCUCUCCCAGCACCCACGUGAUGCCCGAGUGGGUGCGGAAGGUUUUUAUCGACACUAUCCCAAAUAUUAUGUUUUUCUCCACAAUGAAAAGACCAUCCAGAGAUAAACAAGACAAAAAGAUUUUUACAGAAGAUAUUGAUAUUUCUGACAUUUCUGGGAAACCAGGGCCUCCACCCAUGGGCUUCCACUCUCCCCUGAUCAAACAUCCCGAGGUGAAAAGUGCCAUUGAGGGCGUCAAGUACAUCGCAGAGACCAUGAAGUCAGACCAGGAGUCCAAUAACGCGUCUGAAGAGUGGAAGUAUGUUGCAAUGGUGAUGGACCACAUUCUCCUCGGAGUCUUCAUGCUUGUCUGUCUCAUCGGCACUCUGGCUGUGUUUGCAGGUCGGCUCAUUGAAUUAAACCAGCAAGGAUGAGAAGUUACGUUGAGCCUAGCUCUGCCCCAGGACCUGCCAGAGCAGAAUAAAAUGAGAAAAAGUAGGAUUUGUAUACUUAGAUAUAUUCUCUCUUAUCAAACAUGAAGUUUUCUGCACUUAUUAUUAAU